Molecule: messenger RNA, 2361 nt
Organism: Colletotrichum truncatum
Lineage: Eukaryota; Fungi; Ascomycota; Sordariomycetes; Glomerellales; Glomerellaceae
Product: glucan 1,3-beta-glucosidase
Molecular function (GO): polygalacturonase activity
Source: RefSeq, a predicted model, not a curated record
AUGCGCUUCACAGCCGCGCUAUGGCUCGCCGCCGCGGCCGUCGCCAAGGCGGCCUACUGGAUGGAGGACGUCCAACACCAGGGCAUCUCGCCGUACCACCCGGACCCGAACUACAAGGUCUUCCGUAACGUCAAGGACUACGGCGCCAAGGGUGACGGUGUCACCGAUGAUACGGCGGCGAUCAACUUGGCCAUCUCAUCCGGCCAGCGAUGCGGACCGGGGAUUUGCAAGGGCGAGACGACGUCGCCUGCUACCGUCUAUUUCCCCCCCGGCACUUACCUCAUCUCCGGCUCCAUCGUCAACUUCUUUUACACUCAGAUCAUCGGCGACCCUACUAAUCGGCCUGUGAUCAAGGCUACUGCCAACUUUGAUGUGACGAACAACUUGGGUCUCAUCGACGGUAACAAGUAUGGCGCGAAUGGCCUUGCUUGGGGUGCUACCAACGUCUUUUUCCGCCAGAUCCGCAACCUGGUCUUCGACACGACCGCCAUCAACGCGUCGUCUGCCGCCCUCGGAAUUCACUGGCCCUCGUCUCAGGCCACUGCCAUUACGAACUGCGCGUUCCACCUGGCUGAGGGCCCAGACAGCAAGCACACCGGCAUCUUCAUUGAGGAGGGAUCAGGUGGUCUACUCAAUGAUCUCGACUUCUACGGAGGCCAGUACGGCGCCAACUUUGGUAACCAGCAAUACACCGCCCGUAACCUCCGCUUCUGGAACUCCCAGAUCGCCAUCAACCAGCUCUGGGACUGGGGCUGGACGUACAAGAGCAUCUAUUUCGAGAACUGCGGCAUCGGCAUCCGGCUUCAGGACAACAGCACGUCGUCCGUCACGCUCAUCGACUCGCACUUCGUCAAUGUCCAGACGGCCAUUCGCACCCCGCGCGAGCCGGGCGUCACCGUCCCCGUCACCGCCGGCACCCUCGUGAUGGAGAACGUCGCCUUCUCCAACGUCGGCACCAUCCUCCAGGGCCCCAAGAACAACACAAUCAUCUACGGCACCAGCAGCUCCGUAGUCAGCCAGGGCUUCGCCAUGGGCCACAUCUACACGCCCACGGGACCCACGGAUUACACCGGCAACGACGUCUCCUACUUCCCCGUGUACCCGAGCCUCCUCGCGAGCACCCCCACGGGGACAAAGUACUACGAGCGCUCCAAGCCGCACUACGAGAACCUCCCCGCGGCGAACUUCAUCUCGGCCCGCAACUUCGGCGCCAAGGGCGACGGCAUGACGGACGACACCGUCGCGCUGAACAACCUCUUCAACUACGUCGCGUCCCACGGCGGCAGCGUCGUCGCCUUCGUGGACGCCGGAACCUACUACGUCUCCGACACGGUCUUCAUCCCCGUCGGCGCGCGCAUCGUCGGCGAGGCCCUCGCGUCAAUCAUCAUGGGCGGCGGGCCAAAGUACCAGGACAUCUCGAACCCGCACCCGGUCGUCAAGGUCGCGCUGCCCGGAGACUGCGGCACCAUCGAGUGGUCCGACAUGAUCGUCUCCACGCGCGGCGCCGCCCCCGGCGCCAAGGUCGUCGAGUAUAACCUCAACACGCUCGGCGAGCCGGCGGGCAUGUGGGAUGUGCACAUCCGCGUCGGCGGUUUCGCCGGCACCCAGCAGCAGCUCGCGCAGUGUCCCACCACGCCCAACGCCACCGUCACCGCCGACACCAUUGACAAGAACUGCAUCGCCGCCUGGAUGAGCAUGCACAUCACCAAGCCCGCGUCUAACCUCUUUAUGGAGAACUGCUGGUUGUGGGUCGCGGACCACGACCUCGAGGACCCGAAUUACAAGCAGGUUACUAUCUACGCUGGAAGAGGCUUGCUGAUUGAGUCUACUGCAGGCAGGAUCUGGUUGUCUGCUUCGGGCGUCGAGCAUCACACGUUGUACCAGUACCAGCUGUACCAGACGAGGGAUAUUUACAUGGGGCAGAUCCAGACGGAGACACCGUACUACCAGCCCAACCCCCCGGCGUUGUACCCGUUCCCCCGCGUGGAGGGUUACCACGACCCGGACUUCGUCGCCGACUGCGCGGGGCACGACCCGAGCGCGCCCCCGUGCGAGAUGGCGUGGGGCCUGCGGGUCAUCGGCAGCCGCAACAUCGCCAUCUUCGGCGCGGGCCUGUACUCCUUCUUCAACAACUACAGCACGGCGUGCUGCCAGAUCGGCGCCGGCGCGCGGUGCCAGCAGCGUAUUUUCGAUAUCCGCGACGGGCCGAACAACUGCACGCGCACGGAGAACCUGGAGACGUACAACCUGCAGAUUGUGGGCACGACGGCCAUGGUUACGAGGUACGGGCAGGACAUUGCGUUUUACAGGGAUAAUAUCGCUGGGUUCACGGCCGGUAUCGCGCUUUACCAGCAUGCUUAG